Messenger RNA from Anopheles cruzii, 1518 nucleotides. Its product is annotated as cytochrome P450 4c3-like. Lineage: Eukaryota; Metazoa; Arthropoda; Insecta; Diptera; Culicidae. The record is from RefSeq and is a predicted model, not a curated record. Gene Ontology annotation, molecular function: monooxygenase activity; oxidoreductase activity, acting on paired donors, with incorporation or reduction of molecular oxygen; heme binding. Bases 1 to 1518 code for a protein of 505 amino acids. The transcript has 5 exons.
AUGGUUAUGUGUCUAGUAGUGGCAACCGCAAUUGUGAUAUUGAAAGUGAGACGGACGAAGAUAGUCAAGAUGAUAAAUCAGAUUCCUGGCCCAGUUUGUCUACCAUUAGUUGGAAACGGACUGCAAAUUAACGUCGGAUGCAAGGAUGAGUUGUUCGAUCGGAUCAUUGCUUCCCGAAAGAUGUACGGUCGUCGUCAAGGCAUCAGUCGCGUCUGGAAUGGUCCUAUCCCAUACGUGCUUAUAUCCAAAGCAUGCGCAGUUGAGCCAAUACUGAGCAACCCCAAACUGGUGGAGAAGAGUAACGACUACGAGUACAUGAAGGACUGGCUUGGUAACGGGCUGCUCACGUCCCCCGGGCAUAUCUGGCACCCACGUCGCAAGUCUCUUACACCAGCGUUUCACUUCAAGAUACUGGCUGAUUUCGUGACGAUCUUCUUGAAUCAAGCCGAAGUACUGAUUGAGAAGCUUACACAGGCGCAAUUGCAUGAAGCUAACGGAUUUAACAUUGUACCGCACGUUACACUCUGCGCGCUGGACAUUUUCUGUGAAACUGCCAUGGGCUGUCCGGUAUAUGCACAGAAAAAUUCGAACUCCGAAUAUGUACGCGCACACAAACAAAUUGGGCAGAUUAUUCGCAAUAGACUGCAGAAGGUAUGGUUACACCCAGAUAUUAUCUUCAAGCGAACUAAAGAGUUCCAAAAGCACCAGGAAUGUCUGAAGGUGCUGCAUAACUUUUCCGACAGGGUGGUGCGUGAGCGCAAGCAACAGCUUCUAAAGCGAAAGGAAACUGUGGACAAUAAUAAUAAUGAAGACAGCCACUAUGGCAAAGAAGAUGGAAGUCGGAAGAAGCAGCUUGCUUUUCUUGAUUUGUUGCUCGAGGGCUCAGGGCUAUCGGACCUAGCGAUCCGGGAAGAGGUUGAUACAUUCAUCAUCGGAGGCCAUGACACAACGGCAGCAGCCAUGGCCUGGAUACUUUUCCUAAUCGGGGCAGACCCAGUGAUCCAGAACCGCGUGAUUCAGGAGAUUGAUGCAGUGAUGGAUGGAGAUCGCAAGCGGCGCCCCACGAUGCAAGAGCUGAACGAGAUGCGGUAUCUAGAAUGCUGCAUUAAAGAAGGCCUGCGUCUCUUUCCGAGCAUCCCUGUGAUCGGUCGUCGACUAACAGAAAAUGUGCUCGUCGACCACUACACUGUACCGGCUGGAACCACCGCAAUGAUCGUUGUCUAUGAGUUGCACCGUGACCCCGAAGUAUUUCCUAACCCUGAUAAGUACAACCCGGACCGAUUUCUGCCAGAGAACUGCAGCGGCCGACAUCCGUACGCUUACAUUCCAUUCAGCGCCGGACCACGGAACUGUAUAGGCCAGAAAUUUGCCAUUUUGGAGGAGAAAUCGGUUAUAUCAGCCGUGUUACGAAGAUUCCGCAUUGAGGCCAUCAACCGGCGCGAGGACGUCCUACUUCUCUGCGAUCUAGUUCUACGACCGAAGGACGGCCUGACGGUGCGGCUUCACGAGCGAGAUUAG